Molecule: messenger RNA, 765 nt
Organism: Acanthosepion pharaonis
Lineage: Eukaryota; Metazoa; Mollusca; Cephalopoda; Sepiida; Sepiidae
Source: the annotation of a GenBank genome assembly
AUGGACGGCCCAGGAUUGGCGAAGAGGAAACUUUUAGGAUGUCCAAAUAUUUUCUCUGUGUAUAGCGACAAUUUUUCUUCUUCCUUCCAGAUUCGUGUGGAGGAAAGAUCUAUCUAUCUAAAUAUGUUCGUAUCUAUCUAUCUAUCUAUCUAUCUAUCUAUCUAUCUAUCUAUCUAUCUAUCUAUCUAUCUAUCUAAAUAUAUUCGUAUCUAUCUAUCUAUCUAUCUAUCUAUCUAUCUAUCUAUCUAUGUUUCGUAUCUCUCUAAAUAUUUUCGUGUCUUUCGACUUAUCUAUCUAUCUGAAUAUGUUCGUAUCUAUCUAUCUAUCUAUCUAUCUAUCUAUCUCAAUAUAUUCGUAUCUAUCUAUUUAUCUAUCUAUAUAUCUAUCUAUCUGAAUAUGUUCGUAUCUAUCUAUCUAUCUAUCUAUCUAUCUAUCUAUCUAUCUAUCUAUAUUCGUAUCUAUCUAUUUAUCUAUCUAUAUAUCUAUCUAUCUCAAUAUGUUCGUAUCUAUCUAUCUAUCUAUCUAUCUAUCUAUCUAUCUAUCUAUCUAUCUAUAAUUAAUUUAUUCCGCACCGUCUAUCCGCGCCAGAAACGGUGCCCUCCCACGUUUUAUAACUGUCUCCGCGGGAAUAGACACCCCCCAACCUCUUCCCUUAAACUGACCUACCCUUUCACCCAACACACUCUGUGCUGCCCUCUCUGUAUUCCGAACAAUAACGUGAACCUCCAACAUAAACGCCGAGGGCGACUUUCACUGACCAUUUGA